This is a messenger RNA of Lolium rigidum, 3300 nucleotides long. RefSeq names its product PH, RCC1 and FYVE domains-containing protein 1-like. The record is from RefSeq and is a predicted model, not a curated record. NCBI's taxonomy places the organism in Eukaryota, Viridiplantae, Streptophyta, Magnoliopsida, Poales, Poaceae. Bases 148 to 3189 code for a protein of 1013 amino acids. Gene Ontology annotation, molecular function: metal ion binding. The transcript is spliced from 9 exons.
AUUCUACAUUUUCUACCACUCGCUUCUCUGUCAUCUUUGUCAUUGCCGCACGGCGCGGACGAAUGCUAGUUAUUCCACUUCCACCCUAAUCCUGGCUGUUGCCGUCUGCUUGCUUGAUCUGUACAUUCUUCAUCCUCUGCGCCUGCAAUGGCUGGGAGCUUUGAUGGGCGGAUGCCAACUAGAGGCGUCGAGCAGGCCAUUAUUGCUCUGAAGAAGGGCGCGCAUCUCCUCAAAUGUGGCAAGAGAGGAAAGCCCCAGUUCUGCCCAUUCAGGCUCUCUCCUGAUGAGAGCACAUUGGUAUGGUACUCGAAAGACAGGGAAAAACAGCUGAGCUUAAACUCCGUGUCAGCUGUAAUUCUUGGACAGAAAACUGUAAACUUUCAGCGUCUGCGUUGGCCCGAGAAGGAACAUCAAUCCUUGUCACUUAUACACAGGAACGGCGAGUGCUCGCUCGACUUGAUCUGCAGAGACAGGGAUCAAGCUGAAUGCUGGCACCUUGGCUUGACAGCCUUAAUAUCAUGUCCUUAUAGUCCAGCUUCAUCGGUUGGAUCAAAGAGCAGUAGACAGAUGGCCAGUUGCGCAAGUACUCCCCGUAGCUAUAUUCAGCGAAAGAGCAAGCUAUCAGCCGUGUACGACACACCGAGGCUCAGACAGGUAUAUCCAUCCACUGUGAGUCCUAGGAUGACAGAAAAAGAUCUCUUUGGUGGUUAUCUUGAUUGUUCGGAAGCCUUAUUUUACCAAAGACAGCGAACUUUUUCUGACAUAGACUCUUAUCUGGAGAGGCUUACUCCCAAGGUGGCAAAUCCGGUGAGACAUGGUCUGAAGGAUAUUUUGGUUGCUAACAAACAUAAGACACAGAUAGCUGCUGAAACACCUAAACUGAAAACAGUUGAAGGGCCCCGGGCAGCAUGCAGAUUGGAUUCUCUGAAGGAUGUUUUUCUCUGGGGCGGUGUUCUUGACAGUAUGUUAGGCAGUGAAGAUAUUUCAAAGGCCAUCCCAAGGUUAGUGGAAUCAACCAAAAUGCUUGAUGUACAGAGCAUAUCUUGUGGGGAGAAUCGUGCAGCCAUAAUCACCAAGCAAGGUGAGGUCUUCUCUUGGGGCAAGGAGAGUAGUGGGAGACUGGGACACAAAGUAAAUGCCAAUGUCUCAUGUCCUAGAAUAGAGGAGUCUCUUGCCUCUGUACAUGUAAAGGCUGUUGCAUUUGGAUCAAAGCACACCUGUGCAGUCACGGUUUCUGGCGAACUUUUUGAAUGGCCUGAAGGAGCUCAUAGCUUGGCUUUGUUGAAUAACUGGCUUCCCCAUAAAUUGUUUGGUCCUAUGGACAACAUUUCCGUGUCGAAAAUUGCUUGUGGCGAGUGGCACACAGCUAUUAUAACAUCAUCUGGUCAGUUAUUCACAUAUGGGGAUGGAACAUUUGGUGUUCUUGGGCAUGGAGAUACACAAGGAAUUGCUAGACCAAAGGAAGUGGAGUCAUUGAAAGGGUUGCAAGUGAAAUCUGUGGCAUGCGGGCCAUGGCAUACGGCUGCCAUUGUUGAAGUAAUAAGCAGUUUCAAGUGCAACACUCCAAGCGGCAAUCUGUUCACAUGGGGCGAUGCAGAUAAAGGGAAGCUGGGUCAUGCUGAUAGAAAAAUGAAGCUUGUACCGACAUGCGUCGAUUCACUCACCAGUUAUGAUUUUGUUCAGGUAUCUUGUGGGAUGGCUCUGACUGUUGUACUUACUUCUACCGGUGUGGUAUUUACUGUGGGAAGUUCCAAGCAUGGACAAUUAGGAAACCCACAGACAGAUGGUGAAUCUGUUUGCAUUGUUGAAGGAGUACUCAAGAACGAGUUUGUUAGAGAGAUAUCAUCUGGCGCUUCCCACGUAGCUGCGUUGACUAUGAACGGAAAGGUUUUUACCUGGGGCAAAGGAGCGGAUGGACAACUUGGUUUAGGUGACUAUGAUAAUAGGAGUUCUCCUACUUUAGUAGAGGCAUUAGAAGGUAGGCAUGUUCAGAGUAUAGCUUGUGGCUCCAAUUUUUCUGCCGCAAUCUGUUUGCAUAAGGGUAUCUCAGUGAAGGACCAGCCCGUGUGCAGAGGAUGCAAGAUGGCUUUUGGUUUUACUAGGAAAAAACACUACUGCUAUAACUGUGGUUCCAUGUUCUGCAAUUCCUGCAGUAGUAACAAGAUUGCAAAUGCAGCAGUUGCGCCGGAUAAGAACAGAAGGUAUCGUGUCUGUGAUUUGUGUUUCGGUCAACUAGAGAAAGCCGUAAAUUCUGGCCAAGUCAGGCAACAACCAAAGAUUAGCAAAGGGGAAAUGUUUAAAGCUGAAAUAAAGGCAUAUACACCUAAGCUAUCACGUUUAUUCAAGGAAGCAAACCUCAUUGUAGAAAAGAUGACCUUGGUACAAGGUUCCAAUCAGAGAAAUGCGGACUCUGCUAUUCCAACUCAAGUAAGAACUCAACGAUGGGGGCAAGUUGAGUGUCCUGCUCAAUUUGUAUCUGCACAAGACAUUUUCCAACAUCAGCGGAUAUCAAAUAGUGAGAUGUGUGGUGUCUCUUUCUCGCAAAGAAUGCACAACUCUGUAGGGCUGAAGGUUGGUAAUUAUUUGCGACGGUCUACUGAUAGCCAGAGAGAGGAACUGGAUACGAUGAAUAUGAUACUCACCGAGGAAAUAAAGCAGCUUCGCUCACAGGUGACUGCUCUUGCAGAGCAAUGCCAGCAGAAAAAUCUUAUAGCUCAAGUGUACAAACAAAAACUUGAUGAAACAUGGUUAAUUGUUAGGGAUGAGGCUGCAAAGUGUAAGGCUGCCAAAGAUAUCAUAAAAGUUCUAACUAAUCAGUGCAAUGCCUUGUCAGAGAAACUUUCAGUUUGCCGGCUAUCUGACUCAAAGGUCGCACCUAAUAGCGUCCCAGGACAGGCACCAUCACCAGAUCAUCGGAAUAUUGCCAGAACAAUUGACAGCGAUGGUUAUACCACGGAAGCAGAUUCCAUCGCCGCUCCAGUUGACGGUGUGGUCGAGCAGAUCGAACGAGGAGUGUAUGUCACACUUGCUGUAUCCGCAGGCGGAAAGAAAGACAUAAGGCGAAUGAGAUUCAGUCGGAAGCAUUUUGGAGAGAAGGAAGCUCAACGCUGGUGGGAAGAGAACAAGUGCAGGGUAUAUGCAAAGUACAACAUUGAGCAAUUGGAAACACCACCCCUGAACCACACUUAACGGUGAUCGGCACAAGAAUUGUACAGGGCUAACCCGAUGCUACCAAUGUUAACUGAGCAAACUGAACUAGUAGUAAACAGUCUUCAUCAAGUAGCAGGUGAAAUUUUGUAA